UCAGAAUUCACACAAACACCGAAUAAACAAAUUGAAUAUUGAACACACCAAAAAAAAAAACAGAGGACAAAAUUCGCUGAUAGCAGCUCAGCGGUUGCUUGGCAAAACAGCUGACUAAAUAAUCGCUUGGUAACGCAUGUGGUUGCCCCAAGCAACCGAUGCAACGGGCAACCGGCAACCGGCAACGUGCAACCGGCAACGUGCAACGAGCUUAAUCAAUAACAAACCACACGCAUAGACGAAGAGAAGUUGAAAUUGGGAGACGCGAGAGAAGUUUUGGAAAGAAAGAACUCCAUCGUAAAUAGUUAUCAACAAACACAAUGCCGCCAAAGGGUAAAAAAGGCAAGAAGGGCAAAAAAAUGCCAGUGCUCAUCGAUGGCGUGGACACCUCAUCGAUGACACGCGAUCAGCUGGAGGCGUUUGCGCUGCGCCUCAAAGCGGAAAUGGAUCGCGAGCGCGAGGAGCGCAAUUACUUUCAGUUGGAGCGUGACAAGAUACGUACCUUUUGGGAGAUAACACGCCAGCAGCAGGAGGAGUCCAAGUAUGAGCUGCAGCAGAAGGAUAAGGAGAUUGAGGCCACGCAGGAUCUGGCGGACAUUGAUACCAAGCACAUUAUGCAGCAGAUGAAGCAUCUGCAGUUCGAGAAUCACAGCAAACUCGGCGAGGUGCGUGCCGAGGCAAUGACACAACUGAAAGUGGCACAGGAGCAUCAUGUGCUGCAGGAGAUGGAGCUGCAGAAUGACAAGCGACAGCUGCGUCGCAUUGUGCGCGAACGCAUCGAGAUGAGCGACAUGCAACACCGUCAGCUGGAGGCGCAUUUCAAUCAGCAGCUGCUUGAGCAGCGUUUGCUGUUCGAGAGCGAGCGCAAGGAUAACGAUCGCCUGCAUGAGGAGAAGAUGAAGGAGCAGCGCACCAAGCUCGAGCUGUUCUUCAACUCGCAAAUGUUCGAGGUGGAGGAGCGCAAGAAUCAACAGAUCAAGGAUCUUCAGGAUCAUCACGAUCUCGCGUUCAACGACAUGAAGAACUACUACAACGACAUUACGCUCAACAAUCUCGCUCUAAUCGGCAGCAUGAAGGAGCAGAUCGAGCUGUUGCGUCGCCAGGCCGAUCGCAGUGAUCGCAUCGCCGCCGAGGCGAGUGCAGAGACACGUCGCCUUAAGGAGCCGCUGGAGCAGGCGAAGACACAGAUGAAGGAGCUGCAACGUAAGCUGGAGUUCUACGAUCGCGACAAGCUGCAGCUGGGCCGACUGAAGAAGAGUAACGUCACACUUGAGAAGAAGGUGAAGAGUCUGAUGUGGGAGUCCGAGACGCUGCUGUUGCGCAACGAUGCGCUCGUCGGAGAGCGUGCAACGCUCAAGGCACGCUUCAACGAGGUGAUCGUGGAGCUGCAGCAGAAGACGGGCCUGAAGAAUGUGCUGCUCGAGCGCAAGAUCGCGGCCCUGAUGCGUGAGGAUGAGAAACGCAGCAUUGUGUUGCGCAAAACGAUGGCCAGCUGUGCUCCCGAGUUUGCCAACAAGCUCGAAGAUGUGGAGAAGACAGUUAGCGAUGUGGUCGAUACGAAGAAUCAAACGAUCAUCGAUCUGCGCUACGAACUGGCCAAGGCAUGGAAGGCGCACGACGAUCUCCUCGAGACAUACGAGUGCAAGCUGAAGCAAUAUGGAAUUCCGACCGAUGAGCUCGGCUUCGAUCCGAUUCGUGAUCGCGACAAUCAGCAGCUGUAUAUCUGUGGACCCGCUGGCAUCGUGACCCAGAAUAAAUGAUCGAAAAAUCCAAAAAUAGAGAUACAAGUUGUUUCGCGCGAUCAAUUUUCGUUUUAAAUUAAUUUCAGUUUAUUCAAUUCUUGAUGUCGUGUAUAUAAAUAUCAAUAAAAAAAAAAGAA
Drosophila nasuta is the source of this 1879-nucleotide messenger RNA. RefSeq names its product Growth arrest specific protein 8 (gene Gas8). The record is from RefSeq and is a predicted model, not a curated record. The transcript is spliced from 5 exons. Bases 321 to 1760 code for a protein of 479 amino acids. NCBI's taxonomy places the organism in Eukaryota, Metazoa, Arthropoda, Insecta, Diptera, Drosophilidae. Gene Ontology annotation, molecular function: microtubule binding; small GTPase binding. Gene Ontology annotation, cellular component: motile cilium; microtubule; Golgi apparatus. Gene Ontology annotation, biological process: cell motility.